AUGUAAAAUUAAUAAAAAAACUAUAAAUAGUCUUAUUUAAAUUAAAAAAAGUUUGCUGACUUAUAUAUACUUGAUAUUCCUGCAGUUUUAAGAUCUGAACUAGUUGAACAUUUUACACCAGUAUACGGCAAAGAAGAUGCUGAGAUAUAUUAUAGUUUUUUAUAUACAGUUUAUUCUAUGCCAAAUAUAGUGUUACCUUUAUACGGUGGUGUACUAUCAGAUUUAAUAGGAUAUAGAAAAAUGACAAUUAUAUUUUUAUUAUUUAUAACUAUUGGGCAAAUAAUAAUUACAUGCGGAAUAAAUGUAAAAAGUUUAAAAAUAAUGAUUUUGGGCCGAUUUAUUUUUGGAAUUGGUGGAGAAUCAUUAGGAAUUUCUAUAAAUUCUUUGAUUGUAAAUUGGUUUUAAGGAAAUGAAGUAUCAUUUGCAUAAUCAAUUAAAUUAAGUAUUAUUAGAUUCGCAAGUGUUUUAAACUCAUAAUUAACACCAAGAAUAUCUGAACAUAAAUCAAUUACUUAUAGUUUUUAUUUUGGAAUUUUUAUUUGUUUAUUUAGUCUUUUAUGUGCAAUAAUUUUAGUUUAUGUGGAUUAUAAAUUAACUUUGAAUCCAAUAAUAAAAUAACAAAAAUAAUAUAUACUUUCUAAAUAAUUAAAAUUAGUUUUUGUUAAAAUAUUCAAAAACAUUAAAAAAAUGAGCAAAUUAUUUUGGAUUUUAACUUUUUUAACAAUUGCCCUUUAUAUAUGUGUAGUAACAUUUAAUACAUGCUCAAGUUCAAUAUUAAUUGAUCUUUGGCUACCGAAAACUAACUUAUUAAUGGUAAAUUAAGAAUUAGCAGGUUAAUUAAUGGGUAUUCCUUAUAUAAUUGCAUCUUUAUUAUUUCCUUUAUUUGGAUAUAUCUGUGAUAAAUUUGGAUAGAGAAUUAAUUUACUUAUAAUUUCAACAAUUUUAUGUUUUACUUCUUUUGCACUUUUUCCUUUUGUUUAGCCUAAAAUCACUCUUAGCAUUUUAGGAUUUAGUUACGCUAUAUUCGGAGCUGUUAUAUGGCCCACCGUUUCUUACAUAAUUCCAAAAAAUAAAUUAGGAGUAGGAUACGGUAUUAUGGGAUCCUUAUAGAAUAUAAUAUCUGGUUCUAUGCCAUUAGUAAUUACUUUUAUUUAAAUAUAAGGAAAUAGUAUAUCUGUAGUUUAUUUCUUUAUUAUUAUAUCUUUAGUUUCGAUUAUAUUAGUUAUUUAACUAUAUUAAGCUGAUUGCCAAUAAAUAGGUAAUAAAAAUUUUAAAUAUAUUAAAAUCUACAAUUAAUAAAAAAAUAUACAUUAUUUUUAUAAAAAAUAUAUUAAAUAAUUAACUAAUAUUUUUAAAUAUAUAUUAAUAAAAUAAAAAUGUAUAUUUAUAUAAUAUUAUAUAAAAAAUAAAAAUUAUAAAUAAUAUAUAUAAUAAUUAAAAAAAAUUAAAAUUUGA
This is a messenger RNA of Ichthyophthirius multifiliis, 1455 nucleotides long. Its product is annotated as major facilitator superfamily protein, putative. Gene Ontology annotation, biological process: transmembrane transport. The transcript is spliced from 5 exons. Gene Ontology annotation, molecular function: transmembrane transporter activity. The record is from RefSeq and is a predicted model, not a curated record. Lineage: Eukaryota; Ciliophora; Oligohymenophorea; Hymenostomatida.